Molecule: messenger RNA, 2616 nt
Organism: Mycena indigotica
Lineage: Eukaryota; Fungi; Basidiomycota; Agaricomycetes; Agaricales; Mycenaceae
Exons: 12
Coding region: 1-2616 (871 amino acids)
Source: RefSeq, a predicted model, not a curated record
AUGUCCACUCCAGAAUGCUACCCUAGCGAUGGAAAAGCCCCCGAAAGUGCACCAAACGCCUUCUUCAAUUCAUGUCCAGAAGAGAUUCUCCAGCUCCUCUUGUUCUCCCUCUCCGACCCAAGUGCAUUUUCACAAGUCAACCGACGUAUUAACAGCGUCUCGCGCAUACCCUGGGUCGUUGCCCAAUAUUUCAUCAUUCGCCACGGAAAGAAUGAAGCGCUUUACCACGCCCUUGGACGUGGCCGGUUAUUGUGUCCAAGUGUGCUGAAUAUCUUGCUCACGAGUGGUGCCGUCAUUUCACGUUAUUUGGUUCAGGUCGCGUUUCACCACUAUUUUUACACUUGCAGCCAUUUUAUCAAACCUUCGACCCCUUGGGCUCGCACCGUAUCUCUCGCGAAUUUUUCGAAUUUCCUGUUGGUCGCCGCCGAACGGCUGGGGGAUGAUAUUCCUAAAGCAAAACACGAGGACGAUGGGACUCUCUUUUCAACUUUCAUUAAGGAAGCAAGAUACGAGAAUCCACGCGUCUCAUGGGAGACGAUACGGGAAAUUUUCGAGACAUACCACUUCAUGCCAUUCUGUAACCGUGACCCACUCAUGACUCAACUUCCUCUUGCGCUUGCUAUCGAACCGCGACUUCUUCCAUAUGCUGUCGCAAAUGGUUUCCAUAUGGAUGCCAAGUAUCGCGAUUUCGUCUUCCGUAAAAUGUUUGAACGCUCCUCUGCUACUGUUCAACUUCAUACGGAAGAGAUCUGCUCCAACGUCCGCGAACUGUGUCGUCUCGAUGCCAGUAUGUUCAUCACACGAACUGUCGCGGCCGAGGUGUGCAUCGAGGCGGAUUCUAAUGAGGCAGGUUAUAAGGCCUUGAAACAGCUAAAUCGAACGGGAGAUCUGGCAUUCUCACUGACGGACUUGGUGACGGACAUUAUCAAGCUAUUCUUGAAAGCCCGUGCCAUAACGACGGCGACAACUCGUCAAAUUCUCACGAAACUGUACAAAGAUUUCCUGCUGCCUCCCCCAGGAAAGGCGGCUGCAGAUCUAGACCCUCUUGUCAGACGAGCCAUGUUUUUGACAGUAUUUGCUGCCGAACCAUACGUUGCAGUCAACGCCAUGACGGAGCGUCUCGACCCUCUGCGCCUCGGACCACUUACCCUCAACGAUGCGACAGACAUUCUGUUGAGCGCGUUUGUUGAACGACAUCAGCCGAUGUUCGACUACCUUCGCCGAACAGGGGUUGCAUCUGAUAGCUCGCCUAGCCAAACGCGAAAGGUCACCAGUGCUGAUUUGCGAGCGCUGGCUGAGGAAGUCGCUCUGAGAUGUCUUACGCGUGAAAACAAAGGCAAAACUCUCAAACGUUUACUCGAGGCUUAUCCUGGCAUCAAGCGUCUUGUUAGCAAGACUAUUUUGGAGAACUACCAAAUAUCUAUAGAGGAGUUGAAGCCAGGGUAUCGGGCCAAACUUGGACGGAGAUGUGCAUGGGGUGUCUCUGCAUCUAGUUCCAAUAGUGAUUCAGAGGCCGAGAACGACGAAGAUGAUGAUGAGGACGACGAAGAGGAAGACGAUGUUGUUAACACGGAUGAGGAGAUGGAAGUUGACGACGAAGAUCAUUCGAGCAUUGGUGGAGACAGCAACUUUGCUAGUGAAUCAGAAAUAGUACGCGACCUGGGCUCGAUUGGGCUGGAACCUCUCUCUGUUAUGCUGCGACGUGACGAGGCAUCGCAAAGACACCAAGGAAGACGGCGACGUUACUUUAUGUAUACCUCAGCCAGCGUUAAUAACAGCGCCAGGCAUCCAGCUGAUACACGCACUGUGUCGGCAUUAAUCAAGUCGGAAUUCUCUGCCAGCAGUCCGGUCACCGCUGUGUUUCUCCUUCACAGCAUCGUAAACAACAAUGGAGGAGUCUUGUACAGUUAUCUUGCAGGAUCUGACGCAGCAACACGGGUACCACUUACCCUCAAACACUUCAAAAUCCUUGCUCAACUAGGAACUUCCAGUGCUGCUUACACUUUAUUCGAACGAAUUAGGGAAGGUGCUCCCUUCUAUGCCUCUGAACACGACUACAUAUCGCCCAUCAAGCUAGAGCCUGAUGCGGACAUCAAGCCAGGAAAGACUGCCAAGGUCAAGGUAGAGACUGGCGAAAAGCGACCUCGACGCUCUGUGACCAGCAUCAAUUCGUAUAUCGUUCCGGACUCGGACGACGAGGCUAUCGCUCAAGUGGAUGACUUGAACGACGAAUUCAUCGACUAUCGUUUAGGCGACGCAAAGCGCAAACGGGCCACCAAGGUCGAGAAGGAGAGGAAGCCCCAUGAAUCGCACUUGCAACAGUGGAUCAAAGCGUUGAGCGAAUUGCUCAAGGAAGAAGAGGCAAAGUAUAAGGAAGAGAGAAAGAAGCGUUUGGAAGAGGGGAAGGCAGCAGGUGUCGUUGGAAAGAUACGAGUCGCAAAGAACGACUUUUUGCGCUCAUUGAACGUCAACUUGCGAAUACUGCGGCUUUCCGAUGAGCAGGAGCGCCGAUCCUCUGGACCAAACCCGCUGUUCGAUGUCGCAGACAGUGAUGGGGAUGACACAGAAUAUCGACAACCUCCACGCAAGAAACGCAAGACGAUCACCUCCGCUUAA